AUGCGUUCUUUCCCCAAGGCCUUGAGCUUGCUUCUCUUCAAUGCUGCCACUACGGUAAAAGCCGACUCAAGUUACGAUGCCUCUCUCUACUAUCGACCCAGUAACAUCAGCGCAAGUCUAAUUAGUCUGUAUACAUGGAUUGGAUCGUAUUACAAUGCUACCGCACAAGUCGACUUCGAACCGUAUAAUGUAUCAAGUUCAAUCCAGAUUAAUUGUCCAGCACUCACCACAUACUACACUGCAAGACUAGGGCUCACGAAGCCCGGUCCUUUCAACUCAGCUGAUGAUCCGAUCAACGCGUUUCUAACGCUCUGGCCUCUGGAUUUCAACUUCACAGGAUCCCUAAACUCGGCCAUUGUCUACAACUCUGGUUUAGACUUCUAUUUGUUUUCUUCCGACCCUUUCUACCAAUAUGAUACCGGAAACGCCACAAACAACUGGAAUUGGUCCCUCAGCAAUACUACAAGCUCACCAUACAAUCUGUCCGGUACCGUAACAGAAGGCUAUCAGGACUCGAAAGGCUUCUCUGCCAAAACCUUUACAUCUUGCGCUUACGGUUCCACUUGGGGAUUUCGUAUCUACAGUGGCCCUUUUCAGAGCGACAAUUUCACGCAACCAACCAUCAAUUUAGAAUUUGACGGCUGGACCGCAAAACUUACUUUGCAGGGAUAUGCCGAGGGUAGCCUGACAUAUGAGGACAGAUUGUACGUUGGAGAAUUUAGAUUGGUUUUGUCAGCUGUCAUCGAUGAGUAUCAUUCAGAUAUCCUACAGAAUGAUACUAGUACACCGACCUGGCUACGUACUGUUGGCUACAACAAUAAUCCGGCGAACAUUGGAUACACCAAAAGUGACUCAACGAAAAGUCACCUUUCGGGAUUUCUGCUUUUAACUACUAUUGCCUCCGGGUUAUGGCUGGUGAUUCGAUAG
This is a messenger RNA of Talaromyces amestolkiae, 927 nucleotides long. RefSeq lists its product as uncharacterized. The record is from RefSeq and is a predicted model, not a curated record. The transcript is spliced from 3 exons. Lineage: Eukaryota; Fungi; Ascomycota; Eurotiomycetes; Eurotiales; Trichocomaceae. Bases 1 to 927 code for a protein of 308 amino acids.